Prinia subflava (tawny-flanked prinia) is the source of this 14299-nucleotide messenger RNA. RefSeq names its product argonaute RISC catalytic component 3 (gene AGO3). Lineage: Eukaryota; Metazoa; Chordata; Aves; Passeriformes; Cisticolidae. Bases 292 to 2874 code for a protein of 860 amino acids. The transcript is spliced from 19 exons. The record is from RefSeq and is a predicted model, not a curated record. Gene Ontology annotation, biological process: regulatory ncRNA-mediated post-transcriptional gene silencing; regulation of stem cell proliferation. Gene Ontology annotation, molecular function: protein binding; single-stranded RNA binding; RNA endonuclease activity.
AAGGGGCGCGCGCGGGGGCAGGGGAAGCGCGGGCGGGAUUUCCGGCGUGCGGGGCGCGCGCGCGGCGGGGCGGGAGCGGCCGCGCGAGCCGGGGCUGCGGGACGGCCACGCCACUUCCGCCUCCGCCGCCGCGUGAGGGGCCGGGACCGCCGGGAGCGGCUCCGGGAGCGCCGGGAAUUCCAGGAGCAGCGCCGGGAGCGGCCCAGCCGGGAGCGCGGCGGAGGAACCGCCGCCCAGCGCAGCCCCGCGCCGGCCGCCGCAGCCCCGAGCGGCUGCGCCCCAGCUCCAUGAAUGGAAAUCGGCAGCGCAGGACCCGUGGGGGCACAGCCCCUGCUCAUGGUGCCCAGACGUCCCGGCUAUGGCACCAUGGGCAAACCCAUUAAACUGCUGGCCAACUGCUUCCAAGUUGAAAUCCCAAAGAUUGAUGUCUACCUCUAUGAGGUGGAUAUCAAACCAGAUAAGUGUCCUCGGAGGGUGAACAGGGACGUGGUGGACUCUAUGGUGCAGCAUUUUAAAGUGACAAUAUUUGGGGACCGUAGACCAGUUUAUGAUGGGAAAAGAAGCCUCUAUACAGCCAAUCCACUUCCUGUGGCCACUACUGGGGUGGAUUUGGAUGUGACACUACCUGGAGAAGGUGGAAAAGAUCGUCCCUUCAAAGUGUCAAUAAAGUUUGUUUCUCGGGUGAGCUGGCACUUGCUGCAUGAAGUUUUGACAGGAAGAACCUUGCCUGAGCCUCUGGAACUAGACAAACCUAUCAGCACUAACCCUGUUCAUGCUGUCGAUGUGGUGCUACGACACCUCCCUUCCAUGAAGUACACCCCUGUGGGCCGCUCCUUCUUCUCAGCUCCAGAAGGCUACGACCACCCCCUGGGAGGGGGCAGGGAGGUCUGGUUUGGCUUCCAUCAGUCAGUCCGACCUGCCAUGUGGAAAAUGAUGCUCAACAUCGAUGUUUCUGCCACUGCCUUCUACAAAGCACAACCCGUAAUUCAGUUCAUGUGUGAAGUCCUUGACAUUCAUAAUAUUGAUGAACAACCAAGACCUCUGACUGAUUCUCAUCGGGUAAAAUUCACCAAAGAGAUAAAGGGUCUAAAGGUAGAAGUGACUCACUGUGGGACAAUGAGAAGGAAGUACCGUGUCUGUAACGUAACGAGACGGCCUGCAAGUCAUCAAACCUUUCCUUUACAGCUAGAAAAUGGCCAGACUGUGGAGAGGACAGUAGCACAGUAUUUCAGAGAGAAAUACAACCUCCAGCUGAAAUACCCUCACCUUCCUUGUCUGCAAGUGGGACAGGAACAAAAACACACCUACCUGCCUUUAGAAGUGUGUAACAUCGUGGCUGGCCAGAGGUGCAUCAAGAAGCUCACAGACAAUCAGACCUCGACCAUGAUCAAAGCAACAGCCAGGUCUGCCCCAGACAGGCAGGAGGAGAUCAGCAGACUGGUGAGAAGCGCAAAUUAUGAUGCAGAUCCAUUUGUGCAAGAGUUCCAGUUCAAAGUGAGGGAUGAGAUGGCCCAUGUGACAGGACGUGUGCUCCCAGCCCCGAUGCUGCAGUACGGAGGACGGAAUCGAACCGUGGCAACACCAAGCCACGGCGUGUGGGACAUGCGAGGGAAGCAGUUCCACACUGGGGUGGAGAUCAAGAUGUGGGCCAUAGCUUGCUUUGCAACACAGAGACAGUGCAGAGAAGAAAUUCUGAAGGGUUUCACAGACCAGCUGCGCAAGAUCUCCAAGGACGCCGGCAUGCCCAUCCAGGGCCAGCCCUGCUUCUGCAAGUAUGCCCAGGGUGCAGACAGCGUGGAGCCCAUGUUCAGACACCUCAAGAACACCUAUUCAGGGCUCCAGCUCAUCAUUGUCAUCCUGCCAGGGAAGACGCCUGUGUAUGCGGAGGUGAAGCGCGUGGGAGAUACGCUGUUGGGGAUGGCCACACAGUGUGUUCAGGUCAAGAACGUCAUUAAAACAUCUCCACAGACCCUCUCAAAUCUGUGCCUGAAGAUUAAUGUUAAACUAGGAGGAAUCAACAACAUCCUUGUACCUCAUCAACGACCUUCUGUGUUCCAGCAGCCAGUGAUCUUUUUGGGAGCUGAUGUCACUCACCCUCCAGCUGGAGAUGGAAAGAAGCCUUCCAUUGCUGCUGUUGUAGGCAGCAUGGAUGCCCAUCCCAGCCGGUACUGUGCCACGGUGAGGGUCCAGCGGCCCCGGCAGGAGAUCAUCCAGGACCUGGCCUCCAUGGUCAGGGAGCUGCUCAUCCAAUUCUACAAAUCAACACGCUUCAAACCCACCAGGAUCAUCUUCUACAGGGACGGGGUCUCGGAGGGACAGUUCCGACAGGUUUUGUAUUAUGAACUGCUGGCCAUUAGAGAAGCCUGCAUCAGUUUGGAGAAGGAUUACCAGCCUGGAAUAACCUACAUUGUGGUGCAGAAGCGACAUCAUACACGGCUAUUCUGUGCUGACAGAACAGAAAGGGUUGGACGAAGUGGCAAUAUUCCAGCUGGGACAACUGUAGAUACAGACAUUACACACCCCUACGAGUUUGAUUUUUACCUCUGUAGCCAUGCUGGAAUACAGGGAACCAGCCGUCCCUCCCACUACCACGUGCUGUGGGAUGACAACUGCUUCACAGCAGACGAGCUGCAGCUGCUGACGUACCAGCUGUGCCACACGUACGUGCGCUGCACCCGCUCCGUCUCCAUCCCAGCCCCAGCCUACUACGCUCACCUGGUGGCAUUCAGAGCACGCUACCACCUCGUGGACAAGGAACACGACAGUGCUGAAGGGAGCCACGUGUCAGGACAGAGCAACGGGCGAGACCCGCAGGCCCUGGCGAAGGCUGUACAGAUUCACCAAGACACCUUACGCACGAUGUACUUCGCUUAAGUCAAUGACCCGGGAGACACUCACCGAGAGGAGAACUGAGAAUUAAGCCACAUACAAUGUAUGUUUCCAGGGGGUUGGUUUAGGGGCUGUGCCUCCCAUCGUGCUGGAGCUGACGCUGUGCAGGGGCGAGAGGCUCACCCUUAAAUUGACACGAGGAAGAUUGUUUACUUCAUCCAGGAACACAGCACUAUUAUGCAAUAUGAAACCAGCCAACUGCUUUUUUGGGGCGGGCUCCCGUGGGAAGCACCGCCAUCAUUUUUUUUUUAAUUAUUAUUUCUCGUAGUUUAACCCUCUUCUGCCUUUACCUCAAGUUGCUCGGCAGCACAACUAUUGUUGCAAAAAAAAAAAAAAUAGUAAUAAUAAACUAAAAUCUAUUGUGUAAUUUAAAACAAAAAAACAAACCACCUUUUAAGAACAAUCACAGUGAUUGUUUGGAGAAGGGAAGUGUGCAAAAAAGAAAAUAAGUUUUUAACCCCCGUGCAUUGAGGAAUCUUUCAGUAUUGCCAUCGAGCAUUCGAAUGUGAACAUAUCCAAGUGCAUUGGAAUGUACAGCACUAGCUAGGAAGCAGUGAGGGGGGGAAGAUGUUUUGCACACUAAUCCAAUAAUUUGAACCUAAUUUAGCCAACGGCUGCCUUUGUGUCUUUUCUCACAGCUUUGGAGUUCUCAGCUCCAAGAGUUCCCUUUCAAAAGCAAUCCAAGAAGCUCGUGGUUCAUGUGCAGGCAGUAGUGACCCAACUCUUCUUGCUCCCUGGGGGAAUUUACUAAAGCUGCUGUUUUACCUAGUCCAAAAGUUUCAAUUUUUUCCUAUCUGGCAAAUCAAAUCUGUUGAAGCUUCACGUGAGAUCUGAUGUCCCAGGAUUUCUGGGAUGACAUACAGUAACCACCAGAACUGAAACUUUAGAGCUAAGGUCUUUUUGGAAAAAAAAAAAGAAACCUGCUACUUUACUUGCUGCCUCUCACACCUUAAUGUGAUUCAUAUGUAUGUGUGUUUGAAGUUUAGCUUCCUUUUGUUUCUUUUAUAUUUAUUAGAGUAAUAAUAAUGCUUUAAUUUAAUUAUUACAGAACAUAUGGUCAACAUCAACUUUUAUUUUUUAGAAAUGUAAUCAUGUUUAUUUUUAAAAAAAAAAGAAACUGACAACUUGUUUUGCUAUCUUUUAGUGCAAUAAGCAUUCUAAAGAAAAACUGUGUCCAUUGAGCUGUACUGAAGCAGUGUCUGUACCACGGACUGUGGGAGAAUGGACACCUCCAGGAUUUUAAAAGGACAAAGUAAAAGCCUUAAUUUUGAAAGGAAAGUUUUAUAGUCAGAAGGAAUCUUGAAUUUUCCUUUUUUAAAUCAAAAAAAUAUAUAAAAAAUGCUUCUAGACUUCUGCAAGCUUUAAUUGUCGCUGCAGUCUUUUGAUUUAACAAAGGAAUUGGCCUUAUUUUUGGCUUUGAAAUGUGGAGCAUAUUUGAAUUAAAUGGACAGGGUUUUGUAUUAAGAUCUCAGUUUUUACAUGCUUAGUUAAACCUAUUUGACAUCAGUAAAAUGUCUGGGAUUAAUAAAAGUUUUUAGGCUUUUUUCCUCUUUGAUAGUGACUUUCCUUUUAAAAUUAAGUUAUUGGUAACUUCAUUUCACUUUGCAAAUAAAGAGGGCUGGGAUAGUUCUAACAUGUUAAAUCACCGAAAUGUGAAACAAACCAAUGGGACUCUUUCAUUCCACUUUAAAACCAAUGUUUAAGAUGUCAGAGACGAGCGUUUAUUCAACGAGGGGACUGGGGAGUUUUGCACUUUGUAAACUCGUGAACUGCAUUUUUGACUGUUUUUAUUUGCACUGGUUCAUAGUAUAUUUACUGCAGCUGUUUGUAUGGGCAUUGCUGUGAUCCCAGCCCUCCCGACCUCCACCUGCUCUCACAUGAAAACCUGGUUGGUCUAAGUAGCUUCUCUCCUCAUCCUCACCAAAUCCGCUGUUUUUGCCAAUAUACUGUAUUUUGAGCCUAAAAUCUGAGCCCAUUUUGCUUCACCAGGCAUGAACCCCUCUUUUUUCUGCCAGAAAAACCAAGUACUGUAUUUUGUGCGUUUUGUAUAUUGUAUGGAAAUGUCCGUAGUGCUGUUCACAACACUGUCUGCAAGAGCUUUACUAACAGCUGGUGUAGAUACCUAUCUUAUCUCUUCAAAUCAAGGAAAAUAAUGUAAAAUACUAACUUAGGAAAGCUAAAAAUGCACUGGAAACAGUGGUGGGGGUUGGGCAUGGCUGGGGGUGCUCAGAGGGGAGCUGGGGGUGGCUGGGGACCCCUGGAGCCUGGGGGUCCCAGCUCAGAGUCCCUGUGAGUGCCUUUGGACACGCCUGGUGCAGGGAGGGGGCUGCAACAGAGUCCUUUGAGCAAGGUGAUUUCUCAGUGAGUCUUUCAGAUGUUUUUUCCCAGUCUGUGACCUGACACUUUUCUCCUAAAGCUCUCUAAAGUAGCAGUGUGCCGUUUGUAAAAGGUUCAGCUUAAGCUUUAUACAGAAAUUUCUUUUGAAACUGAGAACUUUUUUUUUUUUUUUUUUGAACAAAAACUAUUUUACAAAGAGUUCUUGUGGACUUCUGGCAUUUAGCUGAAAAUUCCUUUUUACAAAGCCUUCUAACUCUCCUUUCAAAGCCGCUUCUCAUACUGCCCACGCUCGGUGACUUGGAUUUGAGAAGCUUUUUUUGCUCACUACUUUCACCAAAAAACUAAAGAAACUUCAUUGGCAAAGUGACUUCAGUUGUCAAGGUAACAUUGUACCUGGUUUUCAUGUGAAGAGUAUUUGGAAGUUUUAAUCUCUCUUCUUGGUUUUGCAAAUAUCUACGUCAAGUGCCGAUACUUCUUUGUAUUACGAUAUCAAGUUACUGACGUUGUGAGGGCCACACAUUUAUGAUGCUGUAGCUGCUAUAUUUAUUUAAAUGGAGAUGGACAAUUACUGCACUAAGGAAUGAGGAGAAAAGCAAGGAAUCAAGGUUAGUUAGAUAUCUUGGUUUUUUUUUUCAAAAGAGAAUUAAUGGUGUGAAAUAUCAAGUGUAACAAAGGGUGCUGUCAUUUUAACUGAGAUUAAAUAGCCAGAUAUUCUUCUUUUGUUUAAAAACAUAUAUAUUUUGAUGUUUGCAGUUUGGGGGUGGGGGGUCGGGAUAAAUGGUACCUCAUCUGUGGUGGCAGUUUCCAGUAUAUUUUCAGAGUAUAUGGAUUUCUUUUAUUUUUGUACCUGCUCUCCUUGAAAAAGAAAAAAAAAAAAAUUCUCAAAUUUUAUGUGCUGUUUGAGGAAAUCUUGAGUGGCACAGCAGAUCCCCCUCUCCGGCCAGGAGCUGGCUGUGGAUAGUCCAAAGAGGGACGUGGGCACAGGCUGAUGGCUUUUCUUGCUUUGCAGACACUCGGGUUUCUGCCUGUGGAGAAAAGCAAUUUCUGUCUCCUCAGACACUGCACCGAGACCUCACUUGUACUGAACAAGUGCCACUAAGUGCUCCCGUGGUGGGGACACCCCCAGGGCAUCACCGAGCCCCUCCUCACCCAGCCAGCCCUGCCCAAACCUCCCCACCUGGCCACUGCUAGAUCCAGAGCUGGAGAGAAUCACAGAAUGUUUGUGGUUGAGGCGUUAAACUCGCGACAUUUGCCAACAGGAGGAGUGACUCCACUGUAAGUCGCCUUUUUUUCCCUUUCUAGGGAUUUGAGCCGUGGCCAUUUGACUCAGGAUCGCUGUGUCACUGUUCCAUGUGUCAUCUGGUUACACGUGUCCAAAAAGUUAUUUUUAUAGGAUUCAUUCCGGUGUUCUUUUAGGAGUUUGGCCACAGAAAUGGUUUUUCAGGAGUAAAAUGGGUUUCUGGAAGUUGUCAGUCAAAUUAUUUCAAGAUGCUCUUGGUCCUUAAUGAAUUUCACUUCUUUAUGUAGAAAUACUUGUCCUGUAAAAUGCUCAACAUGAGAUACCAUGUAGUCUGCUGUAAAAAUUCCAGCUACAAGUACUGGUUUUCUACUAGUCUUAAAGUUCACUCUGAUGAAAUUCCAAGCUCAAGCUUGAGGCCUUUUUUUUUUCCCCUUUUUCUUACACCUUCUUCAUAUCUUGUCCACUUUUGGUAUUUUCUCUGUUUUGUGAACUGAGGGUUCAGAACCUUACUCAAAGCACUUUUAUAACCAAGGAAUCAAAAGCUCAGAUUAUGUGUGUUGGACCUGUAAAUUCAGUUUUCAAAGGUGGUUGUUUCUAAAUGGCCAUCGUGGUCUCUUGUCAGGCCAGGCAGAUGCUCUGUCCCUUUCAGUGCUGUGGAGUUUCAUGACUGCUACUGGCAGGUUGAUUGGAUUUAGUGAAAAAUUCCAUAGGGGUGUCAAAGGGAAAGAUUUCUGUCUGUCUUUUCUACCCAAAGAUGGUACUUUAGGUUGAUGCUGUGUGUUUGGAAUAUAAUUUUUGGUUUGGCACAUGUUGAAAUCAAACUUCACUUAGCCAACUCACUCCUUGUUUUUGUAAAAUAUCGUGGUUAGAGCUUGAGCUCUUUGAUGCUUUCUGCUGGUAGAAGAUUUUGUACUUUCUGUAGUUGAGGUAUGAGCAAGACGGAUACAGGAUCCUACAUCUUACCUCCCAAGCAGAAUCUUAAAAAUCCUGAUCCCCGUGACACUAAAACCCAAAUUGUUGUCCCCUGAGUAGACAAAGGUGCAUAUGGAGGGGAAGGAGUUGGAAGGGAGAGGCGUGCGAGGGAAAAUAUCAAAGCAUUGGUUUGGCAGGAAUGAGGGUGUUGGGGAGGCUCCAUCCACUUUCCAUCCCACAUGCCCUGGCCUUUCACAUCCUGUCUGAGGUACCCCCUCACCUGACACGGGUUGUUACCGUAGGGUCCUUUUCAAACAAAGCAGUUCCACUGUUUAAAACUUGGAGUGACUUUUAUUUUUUUUAAGCAAGACAGUCCUCAGAAAGUGCCUUUUUAGAAGAUGGUGCUGUAGAUUUUUAUUUUCCAGUUGUACGUGGCUGCAAAUUUAAGAUAAAUUGUUGAAAAUGCCAAGCGUUUGAUGGUAUCUUUUAGGUACUUUCAAACAUCAGCUUCUCUGAGUCAGGACCAAGAAUAACCAGGAAGGUGUUUUCCUUUGGAGGGAGAGGCAUUGAGGAGCGAUCACCAAAUUCAGCUGCUGGGCUGGGGUUAGGUUGGGUUUGGUCAGUGGGAUUUACCUCUUCAUAUUGAGGGGGGCUGGGGGUUUGGGGUGUGGGAGGAGCCGUGGGGACCGGACUGGUGCCGAAAGGAAUCUGUAAAUCCAUCUUCUCUUAGGGGAAACACGAUCCUAAAGAUGGAGACAAACUGAAGAGGGGUGUCUUAGGAGGAUGUGUUAAGGGUGGCCUGGGAGAUGGUUGGUCCUCACAUGGCUUGUGUGUGUUUGGGAUGGAUCUCGGGGUGUUCUGGUUGCCAGCUGGGAGCUGGAUGCUCUGGAUGGGAGCUGGAUGCUCUCUGGAUGGGAGCUGGAUGCUCUCUGGAUGGGAGCUGGAUGCUCUGGAUGGGAGCUGGAUGCUCUCUGGAUGGGAGCUGGAUGCUCUGGUUGGGAGCUGGAUGCUCUCUGGGUGGGAGCUGGAUGCUCUCUGGGUGGGAGCUGGAUGCUCUCUGGGUGGGAGCUGGAUGCUCUCUGGGUGGGAGCUGGAUGCUCUCUGGGUGGGAGCUGGAUGCUCUCUGGAUGGGAGCUGGAUGCUCUGGAUGGGAGCAGUUUGGUAGCUGGGCGUGGAGGGGAUGGGUCCAUGGUGGGUUUGGUGAGCGUUCCUGCAGUCAGGAAAAGCUGUAGACUAGACUAUUAAACACUGCACCUCAGUAACCUUGUAAUGCUGCAUAAAGUAAUAAUAAUAGCAAAGUUGUGCUUUGAUGACACUGUAAUGUGCUUGCACAUGCCUGCAAAAAACACUUCCCUUUCCUUUGGUAUCAGUCUGAGUAGCAGUUAUGGGACUUUUCUUUUAUGAUGAGCCUUGUCCUUUGCUGUGGUGUUCCUGUAUAUUUAUUGGUGGUCUGUGUGCAGCUCAUAGGUUUGUGUGUCUGCUCUGUGUGUUGCUUUUAACACUUAUUUUUAGGCAGGAGAAGUUUCUGAAUGUUUUGGUUUUCUUCUCCAAAGAAAGUUGGCUUAACCAGUCGUGUUUGAGAGGAGACAAUUAACCCGCUUGCCAUAGACAAGUGCUUCACUGGUACCUUGUUUCUCUACAACUAAAAUGAUUUUGUGCAUUUUAUUACUGUUUAUAGCGUUGGGCAUUCAAGAUGUGAAAUAACUUGAUGUCAGGAUAUUUUUGAAUAUCAGGAGCUUAACCACAGAACUCACUGAGUAAUUCCAAGUGGUCUCUUUGCAGGAAUCUGUUCAUGCCCAGACUUUUUCUGGGAGUAAGCAGAGCUUCUGGACAUCAUCAAUGAAAUCCGUGGGGUUCAGAGUCCCAGCACUGGGCAGUGCCCGUGCUGAGUUGCCCACACCUCGUUGUUGAGGGGAUGCUGCAGCUCCCCAGGCACAAGUUGAUUCUCUUUGCUCUGUAAUUUCUUCUGAUUCAAGUUUGAGACAUGAUCCAAUGUCUCUUGUAGCUUGUACCAACUUUCUUGUCUUAUUACAGUGCCCAAUGCCACUGUGUUGGUAUUUAAGCUUGCCGUGAUGUUCAAUUAUUUUAUAUUUCCAAUUUCUCAAUGUUACUAGGCUGGGGUUUAGAAAGCAUUUUUCAGUCUAAAUUCUGAGCCAAAACUGUGUCUCCUGACCCUUUUAGUAGUAGCUGUUUCUAUCUUUUAGACUAAAAAGGGCCAAAAAUCUUGCACCAUCAGCUUGUUUGCAGCAAUACUCUCCAUCUCCUCCCCUGCCUGUCAACCAACUGCUUUGUUUCUCUCUACAUUUAGCUCGUACUGAACCUGUUGAGUUUAGAAGUUGCUGCCUCUUCUUUCUGUCGAAAGGAAUGAACUUGCACCUGAUGAAGCAGUUUUCUGUUGGACACAAAUCUCUUGCCUUGGUGUCCCUGAGCUGCUACAUGCAAGGUUUAAUUCCAGUAGAAAUAUUUCUGUUGCAGUCAUUGGAGGGUGCAUGAUGGUUUAAAGUAUCCAAAUUAGAUAAGAGCUAGCAAACCACUGAAAAAAGACAUCCUUAAAAUACUUUAAAUUUAAAAAAAAAACAAAAAACAAAAACAAAGCAAACAGCAAACCAAAAUACCAAAAGCAGCAGCUGCAGAUGGACAGGGAGGACCUCCUGAAGGAGAUGGAGAACCUGUGGGACAUCAGGAUCUGUUGGGACAGAUCUACAAGGGAAAGAAAAAAGUGGAAGAGACAGAAAGGGCAGACUCAAAGUAACAGAGUGCAGUAGAAGUUAUUCAAACUCCUUUAAAAAUUAUCAAGUGGGAAAAUCAAAACAGAAUAUUGAUGCUAAUGAAGAAGCAGCAGAGCCUCCUUUGCCUCCUGUAGCAAAUAAAAAAGCAAAACCUGACAGCUGGUGUUUUCCUUCAGUACCUUUCAGUACUUGAAAAGGCCUAUAAGAACAAGGGGGGUGAACUUUUAGGAGGGCCUGUUGCCACAGGAUAUGGGGUGAUGGUUUUAAACUGAGGGAGGUUGGUUUGAAUUAGUGUUAAGAAGUUUUUUACUAUGUGUAUGAUGAAACACUGGUUGCCCAGAGAAGCUGUGGCUGCCCCAUCCCUGAAAAUAUCCAAGGUGUCAGGUUGGACGGGGCUUGGAGCAGCCUGGUCUAGAGGUCCCAGGUCACAGCAGGGGGAUUUGUCUGGGUGAGCUUUAAAAGAUCCCUUCAAAACCAGACUACUCUGUUAUUCUGUGACUGCUAAUUCAAAAACUAAUAUAUAUAUAAGGGGAAAAAGCAUGUUGUGUGUAUUUUUAGGGGUGCCUGUUGUUCUCCAGGACUGUGUUGUGAGCAGGUGGCAGUGCCUGUGACAGCCGCCCCCUGAAAUGAAACUCUGGUUUUGUCCAAACCUUGGAAUCCUUGGGUGAAACAGAUGCAGCUUCCAGUGGAUCCUCUGGUUCAGACAGCACCAACCCAAGGGGUUUUGUGAGCAAUAUGUGGCCCUUCUGUAGAACACAGAUGUCCUGGGAGAUUGCUGGGUGCCUGGGGGUGUGCCUGGCUCCCAGGAGCAGCAGCAGGCAGGUGUAGAGGUCAUUUUAGCACUGUAGCACUGCAGUUGCCCUGCUCUUACUCAGCUCUUACCUACCUCCCCAUUCCUGACCAGUCCCUCUCCCUCCACUCCUGUAUGGAACUGGCCAUGCUGAGGAUGCUGUGGCUGCCUGCAGCACAGCUCAGCUGUGCAUGUGAGGGUGGGAUGGUGACAAAAACCUGUAGAAACAAAGGACUGGGUAGGAGGUGGGUGGGUGUCAGGGGAGCUGUGAUCAGCUCACGCCUUUCAGGGACAUUGAUGGGGACAUCAGACAUGAGCUUGGGUAUCCUGAACUGUUUGUGUUGGACUUGAACUCACUGAGAGCAAGUAUGUGCCUUUUUCUGACCAGGAACAGAGCUGGAGAAACCUGUAUUUGCAUUGCUAGGAUGGUUAGUAUUUUUCUUGAACUAUUUUUAAGGCUCAAAGUCCUUGGUCAGAAUUGGUUUUGUGUUGAAUUACUUAAUCAAAGUGAGCCCUGAAUUAUUUGUGAAUUAGAACUACCCAGAGAGGAGAAGCUUUUAAAAUAAGUGGUUUCUGGAGAGUAAUGUCAUCAAAUAAACCUACUUCCUGGUAGACUUGCAAUUUUUUAAAAUAAAAUUUAACCUUGAUAUGUUUAUCUAAUGAGAAUCAUUAUUUCUGCCUUUAUUUGAAUGUUGCCUGUCCAGUGAUGUCCUCGCUCUUUACUGUGCUCCUGCAGCUUUCCAUACACUCCAUUGCCUCUCCCCUCUCCAUUUGGAGGUUGCAGGGACAUGUGGAAUGUUGUCCAGUGAACGUGGGGAGCAGUGCAAAGCUCUGACUCAGUGGGAACGUGAGGAUUAAGCAUCACAGAUAAGUUCAAAAAGCAGUUUGCCAGCAGUGAGGGGUGGUGAUGUCUGGGAACAGAAUCGUGUGGUCUCUUGGGUGUGGAAAAAGGAACAAUCCCCCAUCCUCUGACACCAGGUCCCCGCUGUAGACACUGCACUGUGCAGAAGUAGGCACCUGUGUGCUUAGAUGCCAGUUUGGGCUUUAAGCUGCUAGAAAAAAAAUGGAUUUUCAGACCAAAAUGGAAGAGGUUUUCCAACAGGUUCUAUUUGAAGCUGUUUUAGACAUUGGCAAGCUGUCCAGCCAGGAGCUCUGGAACCAGCUGGUCUGAAGCAGGUUCCCUUUCUGACCUGGGGGAAAUGAUUCUGCCUCAUUUCUCAUCUAGAAAACGUUUGUGAUGAUUCAUGUCGCCUUAUGAGAGUGAGUUACGGGGUGAUCUGAGGGUGAGCCUUGUUGUGACAGUGGUAACCUCAUGAUACAAACACGUGCACUUGUUGCACGUUUGCAUCUUCCAGUGAAUCCAGCUGGUUUGGAGCUCAUCCCUGCUGGGAGCUGAAGCUCUUCCCUCCCAUCCUAUUGCAGCUCUGACCGAGGCUGAAGCGGGGUCAGUCCCGUGUUUGCCAUCUUGCUUUCUUUAAACUAACCCAUUUGUUGUAAAACAGAUGCUCAGAGGGCAAGUUUAUUUAAGAGAAAGGGUUUUUUGGUCUUUUUUCAUUGCUGAGAAUUACACAGGUCUUUCAAAUGCAUUUGGCAGUUGGAAAAUUAAUGCUAUAACACUAUCUAGCAACACAAAAAUAUGGCUGUAUAUUGAGUUUAGGGCCAUGCUUUGCCCAUAAAUUAUAGAUCCACAACCCAUUUCAGUACAGGUGUGCAAAAUUAGCUUUUAAAAUAGUUACUAAUAAACUUCCAUUCUGCUUACACUUGCAAAUCUCUUAAAUAUCUUCAAAACCAGUUUCUUUGAUAGAAAAUACAUGUCUUGGUAGGUAGUGUCCACUCAGAUGUAAUAGCAAAGUGAUGCCCACUGGAGCAAUGCUGAAUUUAAAGAACUUUUUGAAGUUUUGGAACCUGAUGUACCAGCAGAGUGAAAACUUGAUUAUUGCUCCUGAAGUAGUGAAGAUAAUUGAACGCCAACAAAACUUGGUGAAAGGAAGAAUGCCAGAGAUGGAGUUUGGCUUCUGGCAAUUUUGCAGUGCAGAAUGGCUUCUUCUGGGUACUCGCUUUUGUGCAUCACUUCUCUCCUGUGGCUAUAGUGUUUACUUUUUUUUUGAAUUUGAUUUCUGUUUUUCAGUGAAAUCUUCUCAUUUUUGCAGUUUUCAGUGUUGAAUCUCACCUAGAGACACCUACAUGUUAUUUUCCUGUAGAAAAACCUGCUUCUAGCUCGUUGUGUUUGGUGUCUGUUUGCAGGCAGGUGUGAAAAGUGAGCUGCAGCACAGCAGUGGGGCGGGCAGAGCGAGUUUUGGGUCAGAAAUGUUGGUUUUACAGACACUGGUGUACAGAUCAGCAUUCCAGGGGAGCAGUGACACUUUGGGCUCACGGGGUAAGGACCUUCCCAGCUGCUGUUCUUGUCUCCUCCCUUGGUAUAAGCAGUUCAGCUCCCCAGGUAGCCUCAUGGUGGAUAAACGGUGCUUGAUGGGGAAAAACUGCUCUGUUCACGUGGCUGGAGGUGUGUGAUUGUGGACAAGGACAUUGUCUGGCAGCAGGUGUUACUUCAGAGCUUUCACAGUAAUUGGUAGUAUUUGGUUAUGAGCCAAUAUUAAAGGAUUUUCAGAAGAAGGUGGCUCAGGUGGCAUUGUGUGUGCAAUAAACACCACUGGCCAGUGAGCUGUGUUAGUUUUGGAGACUGCUGGAAGCAAUGUCACACAUAGAAAUUUUGCGUAUUUAAUGCCAUGUGUUUAAAUUGUUCAAAAAAAAGAAAUAGUCAUGCUGUUUGGGAUUCUUUUUCUGAAUAAAAUUCUAAGAAACCAGUCUGGUGGAUUGAUCCCCUCCCGUGUGUCUGCUCUUUCUCAUAUGCUGGUAACUGCUCCCCUGUUCUGGUCUCCCAUUGCUUCGGCAGGAGCGUGAAUGUGUUCCCACCGUGAAGGUCCUGGGGGCUUUCGAAGCAAAAGGGAAAUGUUUCAAGAGUAAAACAGAGCUGAGACGUUGCACAAAUAGAUUGUAGAUGGAUGGCAAACAAACUGGUAAAAGCCUUUAUUUUUACUUAACCAUCUUGACCAUGUGUGCCUCUUUGUACCGUGGGCUGCAGCCGUGCGGGGUGGGAGGGAACGUGUCGGUGUUUGAGAUGUACUUGCUAAGCAGAAGCCGUGUCCUCUGCCCCUUCUCCCUUUCCGGACAAAUUGUUCUUGCCAAAAUUUUCUACCUGUUGCAAGAGUUGCUUUCCUUCCAGCACAGUAAAAUGUCGACUUCUUUCACUGUUCCUUCCCUCUCGUAGGCAUCUGUAACCUCUGUACGACUGUGUAUAGGACACAGCAGUCAUCGAUCUCUGCUGGCUAUAGAUACCAUCAACUUGAGUGUAUUGUAAACGAACUGUAUUCAUUUGAAAAAUAAAAUUUUUUUUGAAAUGCA